Striga hermonthica is the source of this 1047-nucleotide messenger RNA. The record is from the annotation of a GenBank genome assembly. NCBI's taxonomy places the organism in Eukaryota, Viridiplantae, Streptophyta, Magnoliopsida, Lamiales, Orobanchaceae.
AUGGCCAGGAUUAAUCCAGCUCCAAUCCUCGCCGCCGUACUCCUCCUCCUCCUCGCCGCCGCGUCCGCCGCCGAGGCCGAUCCCCAAAACGCCUCCACGACGGCGGAAUGCGGCACCUCCUCCUCCGGCUGCCGGAACUCCGACCGCGCACUGAAGUUCAAACUCAUCGCCAUCGCCUCCAUCCUGGCGGCGAGCAUGGCCGGCGUCUGCCUCCCGAUCGUCUCCAGGUCGGUGCCGGCGCUUCACCCCGACAGGGACAUGUUCGUCCUCGUCAAAGCUUUCGCGUCGGGAGUCAUACUCGCCACCGGAUACAUGCACGUGCUGCCGGACUCGUUCGCCGACCUCACGUCGCCGUGCCUGCCGGAAAACCCGUGGCGGAGGUUCCCGUUCGCCACCUUCGCCGCCAUGCUGUCGGCCGUGGCCACGCUCAUGGUGGACUCCGUUGCAAUGAGCUACUUCUAUUCCGACAGGCGGACUGGACCCAACGUAAAGGCGGCGGCGCCGAAGGCCGGCGGCGGGCACAGCCACGGAAUUUCCGUCGGAGGCGAAGAAGGCGCCGCUCAGUUGUUGCGGUAUCGCGUGGUCGCACAGGUUUUGGAGCUCGGAAUAGUCGUUCAUUCGGUGGUAAUCGGGCUUUCGAUGGGGGCUUCGGAUAACCCAUGCACGAUAAAGCCUUUGGUUGCGGCCAUUUGCUUUCAUCAACUUUUUGAAGGAAUGGGCCUUGGGGGUUGUAUAAUGCAGGCUGAAUAUGGGAUGAAGAUGAAAGCCACAUUGGUGUUCUUUUUCUCGACCACAACUCCGUUUGGAAUAGCGCUGGGAAUUGGGCUGUCCAAAGUGUACAGUGAAAGCAGCCCAACAGCCCUUAUUGUAGUGGGCUUGCUCAACGCGUGUUCAGCUGGGCUGCUGAAUUAUAUGGCUCUGGUGGAUCUGCUGGCGGCUGAAUUUAUGGGCUCAAGACUGCAAAAGAGCAUGAGGCUUCAGGGUUGGGCCUUUGUUGCAGUUUUAUUGGGGAUGGGUGGCAUGUCUCUGAUGGCUAAAUGGGCUUAA